AUGUAUUAUCAUGACUUCCUGCUUUUCUUUUUGUCAGUAGGAUCUGUUUUUACACUAAAAGUUCAAGUAAAUGACAUCAUCAGUCAUCAGUACCUGCGACAAGCGGUGGUGGAGGUGUUUGUUAACUACAGCCUGACAAAUUCUACUCUUACUGGAAACAAUGGAGCAGUGUUAAUAAAAAUCCCCUACAAACUGGGAUUGAGUUUAACUAUUGUCUCAUACAAGGAUGGCUACCUGCUGACACCUCUGCCUUGGAAGACUGCGAGAAUGCCAAUAUACUCGUUGGUGACUCUCUCGUUAUUCCCACAAAGUCAAGCUAAUAUAUGGCUGUUUGAAGAUUCUGUCUUAAUUACUGGGAAACUGUCUGAUGCCAAAUCUCAGCCGAGCGUUCAGUUUCCAAAAGCUUUACUGAAGCUUCCAACAAAUCAUAUUGCAAAUGUUACAGCCUAUCUGACAGUGCCAGAGCAAGUUUUGAAAGUGGACAGCUUUCUCUAUACAACAGGAAUUAUUCUAAAUAAAUCAGGUUUCAAAAGCUUGGAAUUAACUCCUCUUGCUGCCAUAUGUGUAAAUGUUCUUUUGGCUGGGAAAGAACUGAACGUAAAUGGUCCCAUUCAGCUUACACUUCCUCUUCCCACAACUACUGCAAAAUCAGGAGAUGCUGUACCUGCCUGGACUUUUGAUAUGAAAAUUGGUGCUUGGGUAAACCGUGGGCUAGGAAUGGUCAAGGAAGUGGAUGGUCAGUUAGUAUGGACAUACACUGCUCAGCACUUGGGCUACUGGAUAGCAGCUCCACUGCCUGGAACGAGAGAAUCCAUUAUUAGUGCUGUUUCCAAGGACAUAACAGCCCAUCACACCGUGUUCCUUACGGCCAUAUUGGGAGGAACUGUUGUCAUUAUCAUUGGAUUUUUUGCUGUUCUUCUUUGUUACUGUAGGGAUAAAUGUCGUCAGACACAGAAGAAGGAAAAAAACACAACCAAGCUGGAGGUCAUUAAAAAAGAUCAGACAACGUCAACAACUCACAUAAAUCACAUCAAUGCUGUCAAAGGGUCUUUAAAGCUGGAGGAUAAGUCACAGUUAUAUACAGCAAAGAGUUCUUCAUACAGCCCUCAAAGAAGGCUGUCCGUAGACACAGAAGAUGGAAAAUCACAAGACAAUUUUAAAAUCUACUCAGAGGAUGCUUCUUAUCAGUCAUCCUGUCAGACUGGUCAGGCAGGAAAUUCAGCCCAUUCAGUGGAGCCUAGUGCUGGAGUGAGGCUUUUACAGCAGCCAAAGCACAGUAACAGUACUGUUUCCCAGGCUUCUAGGGAUAUUCCAGACCAAAACAGAUACCUUUCACUGAAAGAGGAGAUGUAUGGGCUUACCCAUAUCCCAGAACAUCUAAUGCAUAUUUACAAUCAGCCUAUUGCUAUUCUUCAAACCUCAGACCUUUUCCACUCCCCAGAACAACUUCAUCCUGCUAAAUCAGCAACUUUGCCAAGGAAAGGGCAGUUGGUGUAUGGUCCCAUGAUGGAACCCAUGAGUCGUGACAGUUACAUGCAAACACUCCCCAAAAUGCCAGUGCACUCCCAUCCCCAGCCUUCUGCCUGCAGAGAUGAGAACAGUGCCCUGGAUGGUGAAGAGGGCUUACCUUCCCAAACGUCCAGCUGGGGCAGGUACACCAACAGCUUACUGGAAUCUGUCUCUGUUCCUGGGACAUUGAAUGAAGCAGUUGUAAUGACUCCGUUCUCAUCUGAACUUCAAGGGAUUUCAGAACAAACGUUGCUGGAACUCUCUAAAGGAAAACCAUCUCCACAUCCUCGAGCAUGGUUUGUGUCCCUGGAUGGAAAACCAAUUGCUCAAGUGAGGCAUUCUUUCAUAGAUCUGAAAAAGGGGAAAAAAACUGAGAGUAAUGAUACCAGUCUGGACUCUGGUGUGGACAUGAACGAGCAUCAUCCUAACAGGAAACUGGAGAGAGAGAAAACUUUCAUUAAAAGUAUGCCACAUUCUAAGAUUCUUUACUUGGAAGAUCUGGAUCUGAGUAGCAGUGAAAGUGGGACCACUGUUUGCACUCCAGAGGACCAGGCUGUGAGACACAUUAUGGAAGGAGGGAAUGGGCGAGUCCUGGAACAGCACGAUGAGGAAGGUCUAAGGAAAAAAUCUCUACCAGGAAGUCAUGAAUCUGGUAUCCCUUCUGCUAAAAAAAGGGAUAGACCACCUCUCAUGAAAAGAGAUAGCAAAACCAACAUCUGGAAGAAAAGAGAGGAGAGGCCACUUAUUCCCAUAAAUUAA
This is a messenger RNA of Cinclus cinclus, 2268 nucleotides long. It is a transcript of the gene FAM171B, whose product is annotated as family with sequence similarity 171 member B. Lineage: Eukaryota; Metazoa; Chordata; Aves; Passeriformes; Cinclidae. The record is from RefSeq and is a predicted model, not a curated record. The transcript has 7 exons. The coding region runs from base 1 to 2268 and encodes 755 amino acids.